Dromaius novaehollandiae (emu) is the source of this 1098-nucleotide messenger RNA. It is a transcript of the gene RIPPLY1, whose product is annotated as ripply transcriptional repressor 1. Gene Ontology annotation, cellular component: nucleus. The transcript is spliced from 4 exons. The record is from RefSeq and is a predicted model, not a curated record. Lineage: Eukaryota; Metazoa; Chordata; Aves; Casuariiformes; Dromaiidae. The coding region runs from base 285 to 740 and encodes 151 amino acids. Gene Ontology annotation, biological process: embryonic pattern specification; negative regulation of transcription by RNA polymerase II.
UGCUCCCCCCGGCCCCCCUGGGGAUUUUCUCACAAAUGGUGUCCAACUUUUCCCUUCUGUGUUUUGCUUUUCCACCAGAGAUCACAGCACGCCGCUCCCAGCCUCCCCCUGACCCUCUGUUUACACAACUGGGACAAAUUUCACACCUGGGGGACCGCUGCCCCCCGCACCCCUGGCCCCUGCCCUGAAGAAUUUGAGUCACCAGCCGGCGCGGGGCUAUAAAGGCAUCCUCGCGCGGGGCUGCGGCCUCGGAGGGGACAUCGCUGCCGCCUCUGCCCGCCACCAUGGAAGCUACCGCCUGCUGCCUGCCUGCUGCCUGGCCCCGGCUGCCCGCAGCCGGCACUGGCCUGGCCCCACGGCCUGAGCAAGGGGGCAGAGCCCUGCCUCUCUGGAGACCGUGGCUGCCCCGGGACGAGGAGGCGUCCGGCCCGCAGAUGCAUACCGCUCGGCCCCACGGUGCGGCGGGGGACGGCGGCCCCGACAACGCGGCGGGGGACAAGGCGCUGGCGCCCUUCCACCACCCGGUCAGGCUCCUCUGGCCCAGGUCCAAGUCCUUCGACUAUCUGUACAGCGUGGGGGAGAGGCUGCUGCACAGCUUCCCCGUGCAGGCCACGCUCUGCCUCUACGACGACUCGGACAGCGAGGAGGAGGAGGACGACGAGGAGGAGGAGGAGGAGGCCGUGCCCCCCCGGGAGCCAGGCUCCCCGCGGCGGGCACCCGGCGCAGCCCGGGCGGUGUGAGGGCGCCCCGUGCGCGGGCAGCGAGGGCCGGGCGCCGGCGGCGUGAGGGAGGGCGGGACCUGUCCGCCCCGGCCGGCCCUGGGCCGUGACCGGGGUCUCCCCGGGUGCCGCGCGGCACCGGGGAGGCGGGGGAGGCGGCAGCACUACAACUCCCAGCACCCCCCGCGGCAGAACCCCGGUCCCGCCAUGGCACUCUCCCAUUGGGUACAGGCUCGCCCAAUCUCGCUUGGAUUGGGGGGGGAUGGGCAUAGCAGUCCGCCCACUCCCCCUUCGCGCUCCCAUUGGGCAAGCAGGAUGAGGGGGCGGUGCGUGCUGGCCGCGGCCGGUUCGAUUGGCCGAGAGGCGGCGUUUGGGUGGG